Messenger RNA from Capronia epimyces CBS 606.96, 1758 nucleotides. Its product is annotated as ubiquitin thiolesterase. Gene Ontology annotation, molecular function: cysteine-type deubiquitinase activity; zinc ion binding. The record is from RefSeq and is a predicted model, not a curated record. NCBI's taxonomy places the organism in Eukaryota, Fungi, Ascomycota, Eurotiomycetes, Chaetothyriales, Herpotrichiellaceae. The coding region runs from base 1 to 1758 and encodes 585 amino acids. Gene Ontology annotation, biological process: mRNA processing; protein deubiquitination; spliceosomal complex assembly. The transcript has a single exon.
AUGCCAAAGCGAAAGUCCGAACAACCUCUAGAGAAUGCUCUGAUCGAGACAUCUCCGCCGACUAAGAGGGUGCGCAUUGAUGACGUGCCUGACGAAGAACUACCUGUCGCAAAUGGUAAAACAACGCAAGGAUUGAACGGCGACAUCAAGGCCUCAUAUGACACAACUGCACUUAAAACCGCGCAGCCUGAACAGACUGAUGAUGAUGUUGAAUCGGAGGCCGAAGAUGACACAGCGCCCGUCGCGCCACUGCGACAGAAUGCUCCAACCGAAGGUUACAGCGAUCUCUACCUAGACACGAUAAACCGAUCUUUGCUCGAUUUCGAUUUCGAAAAGCUGUGCUCCGUCACCCUCUCGAACAUCAACGUUUACGCAUGCCUAGUCUGUGGAAAAUACUUCCAAGGGCGGGGCCCGAAAUCACAUGCCUACUUUCACGCCCUCGAAGUUGAUCAUCAUGUGUAUAUCAAUAUGGAGACAAAGAAGGUGUAUGUGCUGCCGGAAGGUUAUGAAGUGCACAACAAAAGCUUGGACGAUAUCAAAUAUGUGGUCGAUCCCAAAUUCUCCGAGGAGGAGGUCAAAAAGCUGGACAAGGAGCCCAAGGAGUCGUUGGAUUUGGCGAAGAGGAGGUACAGACCAGGAUUCAUUGGAAUGAACAACAUCAAGGCCAACGAUUACCUGAAUGUGGUAGUGCAGACUUUGGCGCAUGUCGCUCCGCUGAGGAGCUUCUUCCUGCUACACUCGUUUCCUCAUACGGCGCCGCAGCUACCUGUCCGACUCAGCACGCUUGUGCGAAAACUUUGGAACCCCAAGGCAUUCAAGUCUCACGUAUCGCCACAUGAGUUGCUCCAAGAGAUUGCAUUACGGUCAUCGAAAAGGUUCACCCUGACUCAUCAAUCCGACCCCGUCGACUUCUUGUCUUGGUUCCUCAACAACCUACACCUAACUCUAGGAGGGUCCAAGACGAAGCCAUUCUCGUCCAUCAUCCAGAAGACUUUCCAAGGAAAGCUGCGAGUCGAAUCACAGGCUAUCACAGCCAAAUCCGACGAGACUGGAGAUCGUUUGAGAUUUGAAGAAUCAUCCACCAUCAACACGAACAUCACUCCCUACCUUAUCCUCACUCUCGAUCUACCACCAGUACCCCUCUUCCGCGACGCAAUCGAGUCCAAGAACAUCAUUCCGCAGGUGCCUCUCACUUCUUUGUUGCAGAAAUACAAUGGCUUGAACGCCUUGGAGAGACAGUCGCAUCGAGUUCGUCAUCGGCUGUUACACCCUCUUCCUCCAUAUCUAGUCUUCCACAUUAAACGAUUCAGCGUUAACAAGUUUGUUUCUGAGAGGAAUCCCACCAUUGUGACAUUUCCUUCUCCCCGAGGACUAGACAUGUCACCUUAUGUUGAACCGAACCCGGCGAUCCAUCCACCUGGAGAACCCAUAUACUAUGAAAUGGUGGCGAACAUCAUCCUUGAUACAACGUCGGUCUCCACCGGCGGUGGGGAGGAUUCAAAUGCAGCCGAUGCAGCAAACAAGGCUGCUGGGGCGGAGGGUCAAAAGGUGGCUUGGAAAGUCCAGCUACGAGACAAGGCCGCUGCGCACGCUCAACGGCCAGAUCUGCCUGAGUGGUUGGAGAUUCAGGAUCUAUUUGUCGACCGCGCCGAGGCGGAAACGCUUUUCACUAGGGAAAGUUACCUCAUGGUGUGGGAGCGCAGAAAGGAGAAGCCGAAAAUGGCCAAUGGGUCGGACAAAGGCAAACGCAAGGCGUAG